AUGUCGAGCGCGCAGCAAAAAUGGCGGCGGAAACCGAACAACGGACCGGCUCGAAGGCGGAAGCCGAAGCGGCGUCACUACUUGAGCUGGGGAUCUUGUCAGCGGAUUUUAUGAAAAAUGCCUGCGAGUCCUAUUAGACCCGCACUACAGCAAUCGCAUUGGUCCUGUCGCUCGUACUGGUCGCCCCCUUUUGGCGUGGCGCCAGGGCCCCGCCCAAGAUGACCUGCCCAGCGGCCUGCGCCGCUUAGUCUACCCCGCUCGCGUCGCCGCCCCUUCGCAUCUUGGAAAGUCGUGGUCGCAUCGAGCGACCAAAUGCUCACUAGUAGUAGGGGAACACCUACGCUUUGCGCUUUAUCAGGCACUUCUUGCACGUUGUGCUCCGGCUUUCGCCACGUGGGACCCCGUGGGCAGAAGAGAGGCACUUAUCCACACACGCGCCGCGCCCAUUUCUAGCUAGGUACAAUCUAGGUUGUCUUCUUAUUCAUUUUCAAUCGAGCCACUCCUAGGCUUAGGCUUAGGUAGGCCGCCACGGCCGCCGGCACGGGAUCGCUGUCGACGGCGACGCGUCCGUCUCCCCUUCGAUCUCCGACUUCUUCGGCUGCACAAGUUCGAUCCGGAAGUGUUUAGUUUAGGUUUCAGGGUUUACGUUUAGGCCGCGCUGAUUCAUUUUCAAUCGACCCACUCUAUAGGAUGCGCACGCCCACAAUGUUCAGCUCGCUACGCGCCCACAAUGUUCAGCUCGCUACGUUCGCUACGCUCCUACCCUAGGAUUUUAGUUUCCAAUAUGAAAAACCGCGCCUGUAGUGUGGCUUUCGACAGAGAAAAAUAAAAAUCGGCGCACGCUAGCUGGUGGUGUGAUCGCUUUCAAGUACUUACGCCCGUAUAGAGCGCUACUGCUCCAGGGUAGGGGCGCCAUUCCAUCAAUAAAACCGCUUCGCGCUGCAUUCUAAGGGAACUGGUCAGUGAAUGGAAGUAGACACGUAACAGGAUCAGUUAGCGCCGAAAUAAAUCCGUCAAAGUCGUCCCGGUCAGAGAGGACGAGGAUCAGAGCACGCCUCAAGGGCUGGCGCGCGCGCUCGUCUUGCGUCAUCGCUGAGGGGCAGGCGAAUGCCCUACGUAGAUCGCAGCAGCAGGCGCGUGCUCGCGUAUCCUCUAGCGGCAGCGUGGUCGGAAUGUGUUGAAGGGGGCCGGCAGCAGCCAGCCACUCACUGCGCUCGUAUGGGGCUCGUAUAGGUCCGACUGCUCGUAUCUGUUGGGCGCCUCGUAUUGGCCUUGCGUUCUCAUAAAAUAAAAAUCCACUUCGUGGUCACUGGCAUCCGUAGGGCACGACUUGUGGAAUAUGGUCACGAGCGCAGUCCAGGCCAUUCAGACUAUGACUUCAAAGCUCGCGGAGUUCUUCGGUAAAUUGCUUACGUGGGUAUUUCCCCCAGAAACGGAUGACUCAGAAAAGAGCGGAGUAGCAAUGAAAUCCUUAUCCGCCCCCCCGGCGGAUAGAAUUAAGCGGGGGGGUGGCCCCUCCCGGUUUUUCCGCCGGCGGGCUGUCCUUCCGGAAUAGGCCCUAUGAAUUGGCUUGGCCCCGGCGCCGUUUUGUAUUUGUUGAGGCCGAGGAGCCCCGGGUAGACACACAGAACGUUGCCGGUGCUUCCGACCGGCUUGUCCAACGCGAUAAACACACAGGAAACUGCCAAACCACGUCGCACCAUGUGGAUUGAUGGAAGAGCAAGAAAAUAAAGAGCCGCAGCACGCCAGUGCCUGCCACGCAAGCAAGCAAAGCAAGGCGUUAGGGCGUGGCUUUGAGAAUUAUCCACGCGCAGAAACUAGAUAGUCGCGCAUGUCCUUGCAUCCUGUGCAAAAGUAUCGCACUCGUAUAAAUGCUACCGCUUUUUUUGCAUGAAGCCACUUAGAAGUUGGUGGGAGGUUGUUGGGAAGUCGGUGGCGAAGUUGGUGAGAAGCAGGCGGCGAAGUUGUUGCGAAGUCCGUGAGAAGUGGCGGCACGUGUUGGCGUCGUCAUCGCCUCGGCCGAGUGUCGCGGCACGUCACUCCGCCGCGGCGCGUUCUAUCCCCCUCGCUGCUUGCCGCUGCAGCUGCAAGGGCUGGAAAGAGCUGCGCUGUAGGUAAAUAGAAAGACGGCCACUGCCGUUUUUCUUUUAAUUUAUUUGCAACGCUGCUCGACCAGCUCGCGCGACGGCUCCACGCACGAGACCAUACAAAAGAGGCGGCAGAAGCUGCAUCUGUGAUGGCUGCACGCGCAGACGCCUUUCUGAUGGUUGUGCGCGCGCGACGAUGUGGUGCUGCACGUCGCGCGGGCGCUGAAGUUAUCCAUUUAUAUAAUUAAUUGCUGGACUUUGAACACGCCUGCCACACUGAGUGACUAAAGCCUCUACCUAAGCAGGUCCCUCAAUCAUUUCGAGCGCUUCAAUCUCUCAGCAGACCGGGCGAAAGCCUCUGGCUGCGUUGCAUCCUGAGGCAGGGCGCAACGUCAUUCAAAUUCAUCGCAUGGAACUGCCCCGAUCCUGGUCAGAGUCAAGUGGCUAAAAAGCAUGGGAGUACCCCCCUCAAUGCUGUCGGUAUAGUGCUCAACCCUAACGGGAGCCAACCCCCUUCAGGGUGGCCAUUCUGAACCUCUAGACCGAGCGGAGUCCCUUCAUUUCGUUACGAUCGUGAUGGCUUUGCCUUCGUAGUAUUUGGGGGACUCGGGUCAAAUGGCGAAGAGAUUCCUUAGGGAUCUAGCUAGUUCAGGCCAUUCCGGUCUUGUCAUUUCAUUGGGAGCAGGCAUCUCAGAUCGUCUCGAGAAGCUUCAGGCAUGGUUGUGAGAGGGUUCUGAUCACAUGACCAACAUUAAUUGCGGAGCUACGUAUAAUCAAUUAAAGCUAACGAGUUUCGCAAUUAAUAACAAACGGGCUUUGUUUUCUUUCGCUAAAAAACGCAGUCUUGCGUGAAGCCUACGCGGUUUAUAAAAAUUUUUUCACUCGAACUUCUCAACAGCUUCUCAACAACUUCUUCACAAACAUCGCCACGAACAUCCGACCAGCUUCCCGAAUUUUUACAGGCUUCAUGCAAUUAAUUUUUACGAGAAAAUCUGCUCUGACAAAUUAAUUGCGUGACGCCUCCAAAAGAUCACUUGCGGGAGCCCGAAAGCUUUCAGCGGCAAGGCGCGGCCGAAGUAUGCACAACCAAGCUUAGUUAUUCGCGACUGCGCAAGCGGCCACGAAUCGAGAUGCAGGAAACCCUUGAGACAUCGCCUGCAGGCUGGUAAAGAAAUCCGCGCGCCUACAAUUCAAAUCCGCAUCAAUUCCCCGAACAAACUCAAACCCGACCGCCGACUCCCGCCAACUUCUCAGCAUCGGGCUGGGAAGUUGGUGAAAAGGCUGGGGGGAAGUUGGUGGGAAGUUGGUUAGAAAUACGCGAGAAGCUGGCGAGAAGUUGGCGAGAUGUUUGGCGCAGAAAAAAGGGGGAUCUAUACGAGUGCGAUACUUUUGCACAGGAUACCUUGGGCCCUUCUAUCUAGGCUAUCUACCCGGAAAAGCUCCGACGUGCCAUGUCGGGGCUUUUUUGGGUUUGUCAAUACAUAGAUGCUCGGGCAUCAUCGCGGGGCAGGUAAUAGCUAUCCACAGAUCGGGGUCGCACAAACAUCGAGGACGUGCACAGGCUGGGGACUGGUCGCAGGCGCAGGCACCUUGUCGGGGCUGCAACCAAGGUGCCGCUACCUCCCAAAAACCCCGCGCAAGAAAUUAAUCAGCACCCAGCCCGCAACGCACGCCCGUGCAGGGGCCCGGCCGGCGCUGCUGCCCCAUCCCCGGCGCCUAGGCGCAAUGAAUGUCGCGCGGCGUGGCGGCCGGGGGUGGUAGCGGGGGUGGUAGCGGGCUCGCUGCGGCUUGCCCAGAUUGAUUCACAAUCCGCCGCGCUCGGCCCCGAGGCCUGUGCGGCGGGAAAACCUCACUGGGGCACGAGAAGGGAACGAAGUGAGAAAGCCGGGAACGGGAACCGAGACGAGAAAACGAGACGCCGCACGGGCCUCGAGGCGGGCCCGUUUCGUUUGUUUUUCCCAUUUCGGGCGGGCACUUGCGCAGCGUCGGAAAGCUAGAGCACAUAGGCCGGCAGCGGCAUGAAAAAAAAAAAGCCGGCGAACAAAACUAGAGCGGGCCAGGCUGCCCCUGUCGCCGGCCCACGCGACCCAUCAACAUCUCAGUGAAAAAACACGGCCAGCAGGGCGGGAGUUAUUACUUAGCGCGCGCCGUGGCAAAUAUGUCAGCAGUACGGCCCGGCGCGGGGGCCAGGAAAUGGCUGCCCCCCCCGCCCGAGGGCCUGUCCCGGUAGAAUAUAAAUGAGUCGAGCACACCACCAGGGGGAAUUUUACCAAACACGGCGCGCGGCAUUUAUUAGAGCCGGCCCCGGAGUGCGCACGCAGGCGCGCAGCCUCGGGCGUUGUUGUGGAGCGGCCUGUCCCGGUGCGUGGCCCGAUUGCCUGCAAAAGCAGGCAAGCUCAUGGCGGGCGGCUUGGGUUUGCGCAGGUGCACCCCUUCGAAGGCGAGCGCGCGCAAACGAAAAACCCUGGGCGGACCCGGCGCCGCUAGCUGCAGCAAUGUGCGCCCCAGAGCAAAGCGACAUGGCCUAGCAAGUUGGCACACAGCUCGAAAGCGCGAGGCGAGGGAGCCCGUUGGCCCUCGCGUUGCAUCUGAUAGGAUUUUACUGCUGUGGAGCAACUUCGGGCAUUGCUAUUUGCUUGGCCAUUUCUUGCGUGGCGAAUUUCCCAAGCGCUUUCGCCUUUUGUGUGGCGGAUAAAUAUCCGCUGGCGUGUCUUCAUUUCGCCGAAAUCAAUCCCGGCAGUGUUGUCACUUCAGUGUGGCCACUUCAAACGCAGCGCCUGCUACUUUUCACAGAAACAUCACAAAGGCCGCCGGCGUCAUGCCGUCCGUCGGUCUUUGUGGUGCUUGGAAAUCUGCCCGCAGCAUGCCGCAUGCCUUGGGUAUAUCAAGGCCUGGCCUGGCCUAUCCGCCCCUGGCCUAUCCGCCGGGGGGGGCGGAUAAGGAUUUCACUGCUACUCCACUCAAGCGCCGCGGUGGUCAUCCGCUCGGUGGUCGACGCCGUGGCUCCCGCGGGUACAUUAGAAAGCCUGGCGAAGUCUGUGUUGAGAACCUUCGCGGGCGAUAUGGCACGGUCGCUGGGUCUCUCGGACGUUGUCGAUAAUAUCGUGGACGUUGUCGACAGUAUGCCCCUCAAUGUCGGAAAAAUCAUGCUGAGCAUAGCGCAAGACUUUAUGAACGAGGUUGCGGGACAGGUUUACAGAGGUGUGCGCGAGGGGCUCACUAUAACCGAGAGUACAGAACAAAGCAAUCUGGACGAAGCGCAACAGAAAUUCGCAGACGAAAAGAAAAGGGAGAGGCAAGGGAAGGGAGACAACGAGAACGACAAACAGAGGAAGAAACGCCAAGGCAGCAAGAAGAAAGAAACGGCUUCCACGAAACCCAGAGGUAAGGCGGACAUGCCCGGGCGAUGUUUCAUUCUAUUUGGUAGCUUCAGAGAAGUUCCACCAAGCGAUGGAAAGUGUAAAAAAGCAGCAUAGAAGCUAUAAAGUGCUGGCUAGCAUGGUCAGACGCUCUAAUAAAUAGCAGCAGGAGCAGCGCGGCCAAUGUGAAUGUCGUGAAUAUUUUGCAUUUUUUGCCGUGCUAGCUAGCACGGUCGAAGCGUGGUAGGAUUAGGAAACCCGCCAAAAACAGGAGCGCAGCAGAGUAGCCAGCUGUUGGUGGUUGGUUUGCACUUUUUGCGCAGGUCCGUAGCACGGCCUGGGCGUGCUGCGAAAGAGGCUAAAAGUCGGAAAUUUUUCCCGUCCCCGCGGCCGGAUCGGAUUUUCGCAGUCCACGAAAUACAAAACGCCUUUUGCAAAGAUCCGCUACCUAGGCCGGCGAUUUUCGAAAAAUGCACGCGCUGCUAGCGCGACAAAUGCCAACGCUGGCGCCUUUGCUUUUCGCAACUGGCUGAAAUUCUCGCAAUUUUCCCUGCGAAGCGGUUGCCCGGCUUGGCGCCUCCGCCACGUCCCGGCUGGGAGGGUGCAUGGUGCUCGGCGCGUGCUGAUAGCGCCUAUGCGGGCAAAAGAGCGAGCACAUGCCCACAAAGCGGAGUAUCUAUAUACUCGAAAAGCCCCACACUCAUGCGCCCACUUUUUUGCGCGCGUACGCGCUAGCAGCGCCAGCGCGCGGCGACUGGUAUUAAAUCGGUUGCGCGGCCGCCCGUUCUCGGCGCGACGCCUUUCGAUUAUUUCGGGCCGACAGUCCGAAAAUAAGUAAAAGCCCUUUCGAGGUCGAGCGAAUACGUGUCACCGCGUGACGUGCCUACGAGCGCAAAAAAUGGACAGACACAGAGCCACUCCCUCAGCCGCGUUCGGAGGUGCCAUGGAUUUGACCCCUGUCGUGCUAAAAGGAAAUACGUAUUGCAGGAAUCGCAUACGUGUCCGAUUUGCGCGCAGGAUGUUAAGCGUUUUCGCGGUCGCGCCAAUGCGGCCCAGUCGCGAGGGUUGCUGGAAUUCCGGAACUUUUGAAGGUUGGGGCCUAUUUCUUAGCAUGGUUCCUUCGGCCGUGCUAGAAAUAGGCCUCAGAUUCGCAAUUAAAGCGCAUGGCCUCGCUUGCGCGACCGCAGUGCCGUGCCAGCUAGUACUUUAUGCCAUAUGACAAGUAUAAAACUUUUUGCGGUUUUCCGACCAUAGUUCGACCGUAGGUGGUCACGCCCCCGACUAUCUGCCCGCGCGCGCGCGCGCCCCCUGCCCCUGCUGGACCUUCUGUGCGCGCGCGGGCGCGAUUGUGUGCGCACACAGGACCACAAAAGAGGAGUCUCCGUGCGCGCACGCAAAUAAGGGUCUGCGCUUCCGCAUCAAGCUCAAAUCUUCGCGCCAAAUCGCGCGCGCGCGCGGGCGCGUGCAGAACUACCGCCGGCACACGUUGCGCCUUAGGCAAUUUCCGCGGCGCGCCUCCGCUUGUGCAGCCGAAAACGGAUGCGCAAGACCGGUCCCGGUCGUUGGUGGGUGUGUGUUGUGCCAGACACAGGGCGUUCGAUCGAAGGGGGUCGCCCGCGGUCUUCUGAAUCUCACUCUCAGCAUUUGACAAUAAGAAUCGAACUGCUUCGCCAAAAUCCGGAACGCAGCCACGCACAAGCUAGCAACUAGAAAGAAGGAACGCGCGGGCCUGUCGACCUGACGCUGACCAGGGGUCCUGGCGGUGUUCCGGUUAAGCAACAAAGUGCCGCAGGCUGCUCCGCCAGAGAUGGGGAGACGAACGAGCAUGCCGCCUGCGUGUUCGUUAAGGACUCGAAAGACACAAUCUGCACAAGCUUGUUGGACAACUUCUACGAGAAUGUCAUCGGCGUCGCUUGGGGAACAAUUAGGGACUCCAUCAACCAAUUCCUGUUGAGCCUCGGAACCAUGAUUCUGCACUUCGUAGAGUCAAACUUUUUCCAGGGUUGGGAGAUCCCUGGCGGAGAAGCUCUCGUGAAAGUUUAUCUUGUUGAGACGAUCGACGAAGAGGGUUUGAAGCCUGUCGCACACGCAUUGAAAGAGCAUGUCGAGGAAACAGGACAAGAGUUUUGCGAUAAAAUGUUCAAGGGGCUUGGCGCAGGAGAGAUGCUGCAGUCUCUUCUAGUGCAGUUGAUGGUGGCAAGUGGCGACAGCAAGAUUCGGGAUGCGAUUCUGAAAACGAGCAAGUCAGAGGCGGAGAAGGAGGACGCGGCAAAGAAAGCUGAGGCCGAAGCAGAAGAAGAGCAACUGGCAGCGGUAGUGGGAACGUGCGCGGCCAAAAUUGCUCACCAGCCCGCGGCGCUGGCGGACGGUAUGGUUGACAGUUUCGUGAAGAGUCUGGGCGUCCACGUUGCGGGGUUUGCUCAUUCAGUCUACUCUGAUGUAAUGGACGUGCUUGGAGAUGAAUUGUACGAACUUAUAACGAUGGCCGUCGAAAAACUGGGCGUCCAGCUUAUUCCAGGGAUUGGGCGCAUUUAUUUCAUUCUGGAGCCGCUGUUUUACUUUAUGAGCGCCGCGCUUGCCAGAUUUAUAGCCAACGCGCUCGCCGCUGCCGAGGAGCAAGCGGAAGCACCUGAGAAAGCAAUGGCCACGUACAUCGCGAAACAAGUCAAGGGCCUCCUCUAUCCUACGUAAAAACGUCACCGCCCCAGAGUCGUCAUGCAAAUCUGCAAGCCUCAAGUGGUCCAGUCCCCUGUCUGAAUGGCGUUACGGCUUAGCGGAGAGUCUCGCCCCUUAGCCAAAGGGGUGCGCCGUCUCUUCCGUGAGAGCAAAAGCGUAUGGCUUAAAAAGGGCGCGGUCCUGGGUCAUCCUGUAUAUUUGGCUGUCGCACUUAGCUCACUGAAACUUGCUGGGCUUUAUUGACAGGGUGUGGUGGGUAGGUCCAGGCCGGUCAGUAAUUUUCUCGGGGCGAAUUACCGGGUUUGCGACGGGCUUUUGGAUGUUGAGGUCGCCGAAAGUGUUUCCUCGCCCACCCCCCACCCCCCCGGGGAGGGCAUCCUUGGCCUGUGCCGCUGGGUGCGGGUGCCCACUGAAUGAUGACGAUGCGCAAACCAAUGAGCAGCACUUUCUCAUGCUGUCUAGUACUUUUUGUUUUCCAUGCUCUAAUCAGAAUAAGAGGGAGCUGGAUUUGUGAUGCGGCAUCACUGCUAGCCAAACUAAACACCACUACACUGGAACAAGACCACCCGAACUUGUCAUGCGCAGCAGGCGAAACAUGCUGACUUGUGUAAGCAAAGUUCCCAUCUUGACUAUUGGGACGCUUUUACUCAUCUUGACGAUGUGUAGGUGUAGCAGAAUAAUUCCCAUCUUAACCAUGUUCUCAUCUUGGGCACGUUUUUACUCAUGAUAUCCUCGUCAACAGCGAAACAGGAAGGCUGCGGGAAGAGGUAAAAGGAAUCGUGAUGACGAUGGCAAAGAUAGGGGCUGAAAUUCUCCUCGGUAAAAAACUCUCGUUGUCGACAAAACUCUCGUUGUCGUUCUUGUCCACGAACGACAACAACGAAAACGCUCGGUCGCUGUUGCCGGGACCGGCUCCAGCACCAGCGGCCUCUCUGGUUACAAAUUUUGACGAUGGCCCGGCGACAGCCGAUUAUAGCGGUUUUGGAGGGGGAAACGCCACCAUUGCCAGUGCUUUUCCUGUUGUCCUUGAUUUCAGAGCGCGCCACACUGGGAGGCGAUCUCGGAUAUCGGUCGCGGGGGCGUCCGCCGCCAUAAACUUCCGGGGCGAGCCGUUGUCUGCGCUGCAAGUACAUGCAUUGAAAAUAUGUCUAGGUCUGGAAACUUCUGAUGCAAGGAAGGGAAUAGUUAGACCUAGCACACUUUAGUGCGCUCCCCAGUAUGACAAGUUUUUUCGUGGCUCACAGUAAAAGUUGCGUACUCCGCAUGAGAAGCCGCGUUUUUGCAUGACAGACAAGAGGACCUGUUCGCGGGCACGCAACACAGAGCUCAGGAGAGUCUGAGUCAUGCCAGACUAGCAUGACAAAUCGCGCAAUCUCCCAGACCCAGUAAUAUUUGCAGUUCAUAAAGUAUCUUCCGAGCCCGUUCUGCUCGAGUUGGGUUCCGCGGUGCCUGACAGGUGGGUACCCACCUCGUUGGCACAGGUGCAUGACUCACAGGCGCCUGGCGAGGAUUCGCAAACGAGCGAUUGGAAAGAAGGGAUGGAGGGCCUUCUACUGUAGUACUGGACCCCGCUCAAAAUACGAGCGGCGGAAUAAAGCUGCAGAAACCCUGAUGAACAUCAGACCGCUUGCCGCGUACUAUGUGGCGCCAAUUUAUGAAAGCCAACCGCAACGCAUGCGCCAUGUCUAGAAAAAAGCAAACCGCAGCAAAGCCGGCCGCGCUUUGCGCUUUCCAACAUUCGGGCCGCGGCAUGAAUUACUGGGGAAAGCUCAGAAAAGCACCCGCCCCUGUGAAAUGUUAGGCGGGGGCCUGCGCUUCUCCUGUUUCGUUAUUCGCGACGCCCGGCCCUGUUGAUUUGGGGAGCGCCGCAGGCCGCGGGUGCUGGAUCCCCGGGCGGAGACGCGGCCAGCGCGGGCUCUUGAUGGGAAUGCUAAGGGCGGGCGGCACGCGCUUCGGGGGCCGGCGGUUGCCUGCAGGACCCCCCCUGUGAUUCCUCUCGCGCCCCUCUGUCCCGGCCGGCUUUGCCGGGCCGGCGACGGCCUCGGCGCGCGCCCGGCUAUCCCUUGCAGUUAGUGGCAGGAUGCCGCUAUGGAUCAAGCAAGGGGGGGCCGCCCGAACGGGGAGGCGCGCCGGUUCGGAGCUGCAGCGGGCAAGCAUUGCCGGGCCCGGGGCCCGAGAGAGUGUUGCGCGCGUUCCCAUCGCCCCCCCCGUCAUUAGCGACGGAUGGAAAUCGUCCAGAGGCUGCUCCCUACAUACCAACAAACGGAACGCGCGGGCGCGCCCCCUCCCCGUGGCGCCCUCCCCCCCUGGCUAAGCACGUGAGUGCGUGGAAUAGCGAUGAAGCAGGAGGCCCGCGCAGCGCAAACGAUGACGCUCCGAGAGACGAGAGGGCCCGAGUAUGAUCCGAGUUGUUCCAUCUCGUGGCAUGGGUUCCCUGUUGUGUUCACAUCGUAGGCCGGCCCCCCCCUUUGUGAAUGAUUCGCAAAGGGGGGGGAUGAGGAAUCCAUACGACCUAGCCUCCUUGACUAGUAAUCUGAGUUGAAUUCUUUACAUUGCCUAACUUGGCCCGCCGACCUCUCCCGCCCUUGUGGUUAAUGGGAGUUUAUUUCAAUUGCUGGCAUUGGCAAUUUUGUUUCUGUGUUGUUUCGUCGUAGUUUGUUGGCCUGGAACCCUAGCAGCGCGCGCCUAGGCAGCGCGCGCCUAGUCAGUGUGGACCAGUGUCGGCGCUGUCUUCUGUGUGGGAGGGGACAGAUGUCGUCUGGAGACUGGUGCUGCCUACUGCAAGUAGUGGCUUCCGCGUUGCAGUCGGAGCCCAUCGCAUGUUCUGAGAUCCCACGAAAUUUGUGCCUGCCGAGAAAUUGCGGCCUUCAGCAGGCUCGAUGCCGGCAUCACCCCGCCGGUGAUCAGCUGCGGGCAUGCGUUGCGGCCCCUACUUCGUCGCGUCUGCGUUCGUAUUUGCACCAUUUCCGUCCUCGGCCCUGCAGGCAUCCGAGGACACCAAUGGAGCGGAGCGAGCCGGGCCCUUCGCCUUCUUGGUCUCCCCGGGGGCCAGCCUUGUUUUGCUUCUGGGAAGGAAGUCCAAGGGAAUGCCCUCGGGUUUUGCGCGCUCGCCAUUGAUUCGCACUCUCGGCCUGCCUCUUAGUGGCCGCGCCAGCCAUUUUUCGUGUGCGCCCCCCAAUUUGCGAGCCUGGUGGCCACGUUUGCCCCCUUGAUGGUUGCCACCUUUGUGGGCUGUUGCGAGUGUGUUUCCUCUGGUGGGCUGGGUGCCCGGCAUUUGGAUUUGGGCGCGUUGGUUGUGGCUCUGCUGGCUUGGUAGAUAGGUGCAGGCGUGCGACUUUUCCGGCGCUGCUCUGCCGGCCGGCCAGGUCGUGUUGCUAAGCAACUUGCUUGCCUGGGCUUACGCUUUCACUCACAUUCCGCGACCGCCCGCCCCACCCUGGCUCCGGUCGGUCGUUGCCCUCUGCCGGGGCCCCGUCUUUUUUGGUCCGGUUCGUGUUCAUCUCUGUGCGCGGCCAGGUUUUGUUCGUUGCCAGUCUUGGUGUGGGGGUGGGACGGAGGGUUGAACGUUGUGGCGAAACUUGCGGCAAUUUGCCUCGCAGGUCUUUCGGGCGGGGCGGAACGGGAAACGCUUUGAACAAGUUAGCGCAUGCAAAAACUACCGCAAACCUAAACCAAAAGGAGCGCGCCGAAGUGCCGCAAAAGGAAGCGACAAAGCAGCGCGUCGCCGGGUGCUUCUGGCGGCCGGCGGUCUUUGUUUCGGGGGGCCCUGCGAAAGGCUUGGCUCGGAAAAGCCGGCCGGCCACCGGGUCGUGCGAGUCAGGCAAUGGAGAAGGCGCCCGGCGACAACCAUGCGCCGGGCCGACCAAGCUCGGCAGGCCCCCCAUCCAAUUGGCCCCCCAGCGUGGUUUGAUUGUCGGUCCUGUGUCGUCCCGCGCACGGCGCAACCCAAAACCGCCCGCCACGCCAUUUCCGCCCCCUCCUCCCCGAAGCCCCUGCCCCGGCCGUGUCGGUCGUGGUAGCUUCUAGCAAGCCUCGGCCGGGGCUUGUCGUUUAUUCUCGUCUUUUUCAUUCUCGUCUUUUUUUUUUGGUUUUGCGCGACCGCACCACCCGGCCGCCUCAGUUAUCUUUUUAUCUUCCUGCCUUCGACCAAGCAGUUUUUUUCUCCUGGGUUUAGGUUUAGGUAGGCCGCCACCGACACCGGCACGGGAUGGCUACCGUCGCGACCGUCUCACCUUCGAUCCAGCCACCGCCCUCAUCUGCUACUCAAGAUCGACCCAGAAAGGGUUUAGUUUAGGUUUAAGGGUUUAGGAACCAAUUUUAUCUUCCUGCCUUCGACGCCGCGGCGCCCAGAGAACCAGCCCGCGCUUCCGGCUUCUUCCAAAUUUAUUAGCGAGCUACGCCAGGCCCAGGGAGCCGCAGCCGAGCCGUGGUUGCAAGUAAUGGAAGGAAGCGCGCCCGGGCCUAUGGCCGGCAUGCCAAACUAACAACGACGCGCCGGCGCACAUAUGGACCGGCCCGCCCGCCUGCGUGCGGGCGGGCGGGGCGGGCGGGGCGCGCGGGCCGGCGCAUUGGCCCGCGUCCCGGGCUACCUGCGCCACCGCUUUGGCCCCUGCCUUUCCCCCGACCAGUGUGUGAGUGCCCAGCGAGCCAGCUGGGGCUCGGUCGCGUUGCGUCGCCCCUCCCAACUUAGCCCAGCGCGUGGGCGCCAGCUUCGUGAGGCGCGGCUGGGGCGCUGGGCUAUUGCGCCAGUGUCUCACUCGGAGUAAGUUUCCGCCGCCUGAAAAUCAAAAAAUGGGGUCCAGUACUUCAGUAAGCACGAGGGGAAAAAACAGACUUAAUGAAGCGAUCGCAAAAUUCAUGAACGAAACGGAGCUAUGAGCUUGAGAGGUCUGCGCCUGCUUCUGGUGUUUUUUCAAUAUAGAGGCACGCUCCGAGAAAUGGCGCGCCACGUACUACGACGGGGCCACACACUAUGAAGGGCGCCAGUUGCUCGACCUGGGUUGGAAAUAGCUAAGCGUAAGCGCCUGCACUUCCACGUAGUGCGCCCCUGCGAGAGAUAUGCCGGGGAGCCGCUCCUUCCUUGGGGGAACCGCCCCUCCCCUGGGGGAGCCGUCCCAUCCCCGGGAGAUCCUCCCCCCCCACCGGGGGAUCCUCCGUCCCUCGCCCCGGGGGAUCCGCCCAUCCCCGGGGGGUGUCCGCCGCUCCCCCGGGAGAUCCUCCCUCGCCCCCGGGGCGGCGCAAAUGGGGAAAGAACAUCCCCGCCGAACCCUUUGGGGCGCGCGGCCGGCCCGCGCAUGUUUCUACUUGUUGCGCCGGCCCCCCGGGCGAAGGCGAAGCCAGGCGCGGGGAAUAGUCUGCGCAGCACCCCGGCGCCCCGGACCAGGCUAGCUACUUGGCGAUCUGCGCGAUAAUUUGGCCAGAGUCGCCGCGAGGAGAAUGCUGCACGCCCUGCCGAAAUGUCCUGUGGAAGCGGCGCGGCUUGUAGCCUGAGACACGGCGCGCCCGGUUCCGUUGGUGUUGUGUGCUGGCAAGAGCGCGAAGCCUGUAUCGCAGACGCAGUGUGGCCGACCCAUAAAAAGCGCCGUCGUCUUGGCAGGCUUGGGUAUAUGUCGCGCAGCGCGCGUCCUGGUGAUUGUUUCUGUCCGGCGGGCCCGUUUUCUCUUCAUGCCCAAGCAAGAUGAUGAUCUAUGAUUAUCGGGCGGCCACAUUUGAAAAAACCGGACGAGAAGGAGGCUCGUUAAAGCCUCUAAAAUCUUUGCAGGAGUUUGGAGGGCGCAUUACGAACAGAAUAUCGGAGACCAUCAGAAGCGAGGUACAGGGCGCACUUGAGGCUGUCGUCAGAGAUGCCGGAGGAGCACCGCUCGCCUUUGUCGAGAGUUUUUUGGGUGCCGGCGUGGCAUUCUUCAGCGCCACCAUGGCAGAUACCAUUUCUACGAUGUGCGUCGCCGAUGCCAAGGCUGCAGGAAUCGAAUCCCCAAAAAUGCUUACGGCGGUCCAGCAGCAUGUCACCCACAAGCUCGAGGAGUUUGCUGAGCAAGCAAAGGACAUGCUAGAAGAAAAAGCGAAGGAGCUGCUUUUUUCCUUCGUGAAUAAAAUAAUCAACAAACUCAACCCAGGGGACGAUGUAGGGCCGGACUACGCGGGAAUGCUAAAGCAAGCCAUCGGGGCCCUGGUCCAGAACAUUAGAGACCUUAUUGACAAGUACAAGGGGAAAUUCCAAGAAGAUCGCGUCGACAAAGAGAAGGGAAAGGGUCUCGAAGUCUUACACGAUGAAGAGAAAGCGUCACUCUCGUCGUCCUCGUUUCUGGAUUACAGCAGGCAAGAAGAUGGUGAGGCGGCCCCUUCUGUUGGCAGCGGAAUUAUCAGGGCAGGCAACGCUUACGGUGAGGCGGUUGGCGAUGAUCCGUCCUUUACCGAUGAGCGCGCUGGUCAUUAUGGUCUUGCUGCGCAAAGUUCUACUUUUGUCCAAGGAGGGGGCGAGCCGCAUGGUCGCGCCACGAAUGGAGCUACCCCAGUUGGACCCGCGGCAGCGGCCGCGCGGCUUCGCCUGAUGGUCGACGCGCUCGCGGAGACAGCUGAAGACGCCGCUGACGAGGCCCCGGCGCAGCAAGGCCAUCACGAAGAAGAAGAAGCCGCUGGCGCACCGAGUACUUUUGCGAAUGUGGGCGCCUUGCCAGCCGACACUCCGCCCGACCGCGACCGCUACGACGUGACGGCAAUCCCAGCGACGCGCGUGCGCAUGCAAAUGAAUGUGGUCGCGGAUGGUAGUACUGUGGAAGAAGGACAGCUCUCUUCGCACACUCAGCAGGAGCCGGACGACGCGGCCGCGCAAACUUCCCGCGUAGAUGAGUUUCCACCUGCGCCGCGCGGCGAGUUGGAAGGCCAGUGAGGGUUCACGCUACAUCUAUUGUGCUCGAACUUGCUUUCGGGCCCACGUCAAACUCAAAUAGUUGUUUUCUCCCUACGAAUAAAAGCACCAACGGAGCCAGCAGCAGAACGCUCUCUAGAAACCAAUUUCCGUAGGGGAACCGGAACGAGUGUGAUCGGAUCAAAAAUAGUUCGCCCUAAAGUCUUCCGACAAGCCGCACUGGUGUGGACUUCGUGUUUAUUUUGAAGUUGAGUUUUAUGCUGGUUUUCGUUUUAUUUAACGAUGAUCUGCGGCAAUGCACGGGCGGGGCUCUCGCAAAGAAAUAUCUCUAAACGCUCGCGAUUUUCAUUCGUCAAUACGCCAGCGAUGACUCGUUUUAUUUGAGCACCUUCUUAGAAGAGCAGAAAACAAAGGCAAAACUGGCCGGCACAAGAAAAAGGCGAAAAUGAGAUACGAAGAUAAAAAAACAGAUCCUGUUUGUUUGAAAGUUAAAAGUACAAUAAUGGCGGAAAAGGAAUCCGGAAAUCUGGACCGGACAAAAAGAAGGGAGUCCGCCCCGGGCAGGGGGGGGUCCAGGACGGGGGUUCGGGAUUUUCGUUUUCGUCUGUCCAUGCUCCGGGUGCGUUUUCUUUCUGUGCGCGGGCCGCGCGGCCGGAACCCCGAAAAAAUUAGCCAAAAUUUAGCGGGCGAAAUCGCCCCGCGCCCUCCAGCUGAGCGGGGGCGAGGCAAUGGCGGCAGGCCGCGCCGCCCGCUUUGUUAUGUAAGGAGCUAGCCGUAGCGCCACACCGCCGGCCGCAGCCCUAGCCGCCGCGGGCGCCAAGGCGUAGCGGCAGGCAGCUGCUCCGCGGCAAAGCAGGAGCCAGGACAAGCACGGCCCAGCCACACUUCGGGGCGUUUGUUUCGGCACACAAGAGCUGAGCCACAAUGCGGCCCCGCCCCUUGAUUGAAUGCCAAGCCCAAGCCCAAGCCAGCGCGCCCGGGCCGCGCGCCCGGCGCUGCGCCUCGCCAUGGGUUAAGGGAGUCUUCACUACUCCCACCGGCAACACACCGCGGAGCGAGGCCCGAGCGAGCGAGUAAAGCCACGGUGGCGGGAUAGGACACAGCGCCGAAGGGUUGUCCUGCACGCUCGCACCACCACCCCCGCCCCGUUUGAUUAUGCAGCCCCAGCGCCUGGCGAUCCUCGGGGCCCGGUUGGCGGCUAUGGGAAACUAACAUGCCCCCAGGACUUCGGUACGCCAGUCGUCAUGCCGCACGUAGAAAACUGAAACGAACCUAGAGGACGAGUAGAAGAAACAUUUAACUUUAAGGCCGCAAGCUCAUUUGUAUAUUUUUUUCUUAUUUGAACAAGGUGCAAUAGUAUAGCCAAGGCUCCACCACUUUUUCGAGUGGGUUUGGAACAAGGAAGCUCGAAAGCAUCCCGAACCGAGACGCCAGCCUUUCGCAAGAUUUUUUUUCAGGUGCUAGCCCAAGAAGUGUUUCAAAAACGUCACAAAGUGGCGAGAGUCUGUGCUUCAAGAGCACAAGCAUAACAAAAACAAAGUGAAAAGGAAAAAACGCUAAUCCUCAAGAAGAGGCAGCUGCAAAACGAAAACGCUAAUCCUCAAGAAGUAGGCGCGUCUCAUUUUAGUUUGGAUGCAGAAAACCUUAUCGCGGCGACGCAAUGACUGGCGCCGUGCUAAGGCGUUAGCUCUUGAAAAACUCGGCGUCGUGUCCUAGAUUUUUUUUUUUAAGUGUUAGAGAGAAUGUCAGAUUAUAUAGAGUUACAGGGUUUCAGGGUUUGUCUAGGGUUCCUAACUUUAUUUUAAGCGUGUAGAGCAGAUAUACAGUUACAGGCGCAUCUAAGUUGCGUGGUAUGUAGUGAGGUCGCGAAUGUUCUAUCCUCGCGGUUGUUUUUUUGCCAGUCCUUACGCAAAACGGCCAGCAGUUACCAAGCGGCCGGAAGUGUUUUUUGAAGGCAUGAAAAGUUUUCAACUAUCAAGCAGUCGGGGCUUUGAAGUCAAACAAGC
This is a messenger RNA of Amoebophrya sp. A120, 16996 nucleotides long. NCBI's taxonomy places the organism in Eukaryota, Dinophyceae, Syndiniales, Amoebophryaceae. The record is from the annotation of a GenBank genome assembly.